Ruditapes philippinarum (Manila clam) is the source of this 1571-nucleotide messenger RNA. RefSeq names its product complement C4-like. The record is from RefSeq and is a predicted model, not a curated record. NCBI's taxonomy places the organism in Eukaryota, Metazoa, Mollusca, Bivalvia, Venerida, Veneridae. Gene Ontology annotation, cellular component: extracellular region.
GAAGUGGAAGAAUGAGGAUCGAACUUCGUUACAACCGACCCGCUAAAGACGAUGAAAUGUGUCCGUUUGAUAUAUCAAACAUUGAUGUGGACGAUGUGUACAAGCUUCCGAACGAUAUAAACAUUGCCAGGCUUGGGAAUUGUGACGUAUGCGGAAGAUGUGCUGACCCUACAAUUAUUGAUUAUGAUUUGCUGACAACAGAGGCUCCUGUUACAGUUAUUGAUUAUGAUUUGCUGACAACAGAUGCCCCUGUUGAUGUUAAUAUAUCGUCAAGUUUUGGAAGAAAAAAACGGCAAGCUCAAAACGAUCCUGUUAAAAAUAUGAAGUGCAUACGAUUUAGUGUAAGCGCACUUCCAGACAACGAGCAUGGUAUGUCUAUGAUAUAUUUCCACUUGGAAACUGAUGUUACAGUUCUUAAAGAAGAUAUGGAAAAAAUUAUAAAAGAAAACAAAAAUGUAGAUGACUUUGAGAUGCCAACCAACGGAAACGGAUUGGUUGUAUUUUAUCUUGAUACGCUGACGUCACAUAGAAAUGACUUUGUGUUUCGACUGAAGGAUAACUUCAAAGGCGACAAACUGUCACGACAGCCUGCAUCGGUCGAUGUAUUUGACUACUAUGAUCCAGAUAAAUACUGCCGUAAGAUGUAUGGAACCGGUCCUAACAAAGGUGCUGCCGUGGACUACAAGUGUAACUCAAACAAACUAUGUAAAUGUCUCACAAGUUCCUGCUCAGUCUCAGUUGAUGCCGAAAUUUUGAAGAUGUUAAAAAGAAGACAGAAACCAGCUGUCAAAUUGAUUCAAUACACAUGUAACCCUGAUAAAGCAAACUUUGCCGAUAUAGUCAAAGUUAAGGAACUAUUGGAUGAUCCUGAUUCUAAAAAUAAAAUGGCAAUAACUGAAGUCACAACAAGUAUACAUCCAGGGCUCAGGGACCAUGUGCAAGGUGACAACCUGACGUUUUUCUGGAAAUCAAGUUGUGAUUUUCCCAAGUUACAAAAAGACAAACAAUACCUCAUUAUCGGCAAAGACGGAUUUAGAACACAAGACGCAAAUGGAAACGACACAUAUUUGUAUUCCGCCAUGGGCUCCACUCUUCUGAUCGAACCAAAAGGAAGGAUAAAAAGUAUCAUAAAAGUUUAUAAAGAAUGGAUGAAAGAGAAAGGAUGUGUACAUAAAUGAGGAUGAGUUAAGCAAAAUACGAAUUGCCUGUAUUUGUAUUUCCUCCAACCAAAUAAAAACAAAUCAAUGCGCUUAAAAAACAGCAUUUUCUUUUUCCUGUUUUUUUAAUGUGAAAUGAACAAAAUGCCUAUUUUUUCUCUGUACGAUUAAACUUAUUAAAAAGUUUUUGAAAUAAACUUUACACCUAUAAGUCAAAAGAUAUUUUGACAUUUUCAGAUGUAAUGACGUGGAAAUCUGAUAAAUUACCAUGGAUUUCUAAACUAUUAAAUGGUCAAACUGAAAACCAUUUUUGUUUCUACCAGUAGUGUACUGUGUUGUGUACUUUAUAGAAUAUAGAUUAUAUCAAUAUUUGCUUUGCAAAGAAAUCUCAAUAAAAUCGUAUUGAGAAACAUG